Molecule: messenger RNA, 7824 nt
Organism: Pygocentrus nattereri (red-bellied piranha)
Lineage: Eukaryota; Metazoa; Chordata; Actinopteri; Characiformes; Serrasalmidae
Gene: ankib1a
Product: ankyrin repeat and IBR domain containing 1a
Exons: 21
Coding region: 342-3581 (1079 amino acids)
Biological process (GO): positive regulation of proteasomal ubiquitin-dependent protein catabolic process; protein polyubiquitination; ubiquitin-dependent protein catabolic process
Cellular component (GO): ubiquitin ligase complex; cytoplasm
Molecular function (GO): ubiquitin conjugating enzyme binding; zinc ion binding; ubiquitin protein ligase activity
Source: RefSeq, a predicted model, not a curated record
ACACACACACACUCACUCUCACAAGCCCACUUUACCACAGCAUAGUGAAACACUGAGCACACAACACAGUCGGCUAGCAUGCCCAGUGUCUGUCAAGCAUCUCUGAUAUUAAGCCUUUAGGUAAAAACCAAGACCCAGACAAUGGCAAUAUAACAAUUUCCAGUUUUGAUGAAGCGUUUUAUUUUCCGCAUUGUCCUGCUGAGGGGGUUAUUCGAUGUCCAACCAGAUCAAUGAGACGAGUGCUUUUAGUAUGUGGUUUAUGAGCUCCCACGCUGACUGCUGAGGGCGGAGUGUGGGCGCUGGGCGCUGGCCACUCUGUUUUUCCCUGUACCCACCUGGCCAUGGGGAACACGGCCACCAAGUUCCGCAAAUCGCUGAUCAGCGGGGAUGAGGCACUGGCCUGCCAUCUUUACGAGAACAACCCCCAGUUCAAGGAGGCUCUAGACCCCAAUGCCUCUUAUGGAGAGGCAUACCAGCACAACACGGCAAUGCAUUAUGCCUCACGUCAUGCCAUGAGCCGCCUUAUCAGGUCCUUUCUGUUUUGCAAGGAUGGCAACCCCAACAAGCGCAAUGUGCACAACGAGACAGCUCUGCACAUGUUGUGCAUGGGGCCGCAUAUCCUGCUGGGCGAGGCGGCUCUGCAGCCACGCCUCAGCUGCCCACAACAGGACGAGCAGCGCCGUGCUGAGUGCCUCCAGAUGAUGCUCAGGUGGACAGGGGCCAAGCUUGACCAGGGCGAGUAUGAGCGCGCCAAUGUCAAUGCUGCUGACAACAAGAAGAGCACCUGCCUGCACUAUGCUGCUGCAGCUGGCAUGAAGAGCUGUGUGGAGCUGUUGGUGAAGAGUGAGGCAGACCUGUUUGUGGAAAACGAGGAGCAUCAGACUCCAUGUGACUGUGCAGAGAAACAGCAUCAUAAGGAGCUGGCCCUCAGUCUGGAGUCUCAGAUGGUCUUUUCUCAAGACCCUGGAGCUCAGGAGAUCGAGGCAGAGUAUGCUGCCCUGGACCGCAGAGAGCCAUAUGAGGGCCUAAAUCUUCAGGACCUACGGAGGCUGAAGGACAUGCUGAUAGUGGAGACAGCCGACAUGCUGCAGGCUCCUCUCUUCACAGCUGAGGCUCUUCUGAGAGCCCAUGACUGGGACAGAGAGAAGCUUCUGGAGGCCUGGAUGUCUAAUGCAGAGAACUGCUGUCAGCGCUCUGGUGUGCAGAUGCCCACCCCUCCACCCAGUGGCUACAAUGCUUGGGACACGCUACCGUCCCCCAGGACGCCCCGCACCACCCGCUCCACACUUACCUCUCCCGAUGAGAUAAGCCUGUCACCUGCAGAAGAGGGACUGGCCCCGUGUGGAAUUUGUAUGUGCAGUAUUUCUGUUUUUGAAGAGCCUGUGGACAUGCCAUGUGGGCAUGAGUUCUGCCGGGCAUGCUGGGAAGGGUUUUUGAAUGUGAAAAUCCAGGAGGGGGAUGCGCAUAAUAUCUUUUGUCCAGCCUAUGAUUGCUUCCAACUGGUUCCAGUAGAGGUCAUAGAGAGUGUAGUUUCCAGGGAGAUGGAUAAACGCUACCUGCAGUUCGACAUUAAGGCUUUUGUGGAUAACAACCCAGCUAUCCGCUGGUGUCCUGUGGCGAGGUGUGAGAGAGCAGUUCGUCUCUCCAGACCUGGCACUGCUGCCACAGAUGCCCUCAGCUUCCCUCUCCUCUCAGCUCCUGCUGUUGACUGUGGAAAGAGCCACCUCUUCUGCUGGGAGUGUCUUGGUGAGGCUCAUGAACCAUGUGACUGCCAGACAUGGAAAAUGUGGCUGCAGAAAGUCUCUGAGAUGAAGCCAGAAGAACUGGCUGGAGUAAGUGAAGCUUAUGAAGAUGCUGCCAACUGCCUGUGGUUACUCACCAACUCCAAACCAUGUGCCAACUGCAAGUCCCCUAUCCAGAAAAAUGAGGGCUGCAAUCACAUGCAAUGUGCCAAGUGUAAAUAUGACUUCUGCUGGAUUUGUCUGGAGGAGUGGAAGAAACACAGUUCCUCUACUGGAGGUUACUACCGCUGCACCCGCUACGAGGUCAUCCAGCAGGUGGAGGAGCAGUCCAAGGAGAUGACGGUGGAGGCAGAAAAGAAGCAUAAGAGCUUUCAGGAACUCGACCGCUUCAUGCACUACUACACUCGGUACAAGAACCACGAACACAGUUACCAAUUGGAGCAGCGCCUCCUAAAAACGGCCAAAGAGAAGAUGGAGCAGCUGAGUAAGGCCUUCAUCAGCCGAGAGGGCACUCCACCUGACACCAUGUUCAUUGAAGAUGGGGUUCAAGAACUUCUCAAGACCCGACGCAUCCUUAAGUGCUCUUAUCCCUAUGGUUUCUUUUUAGAACCCAAAAGCACAAAGAAAGAAAUAUUUGAACUUAUGCAGACUGACUUGGAGAUGGUGACAGAGGACCUUGCCCAGAAGGUGAACAGGCCUUACCUCCGCACCCCUCGCCAUAAGAUAAUCAGUGCUGCAUGCCUCAUCCAGCAGAAGAGACGAGAAUUCCUGGCUUCAGUUGCGCGUGGUGUGGCCCCCAACGACUCCCCCGAGGCACCACGCCGAAGUUUUGCAGGUGGAACGUGGGAUUGGGAGUAUCUAGGAUUUGCCUCUCCUGAGAUGCUGAGGGAUCACUCAGUACUGGGAGGGAGGGAACACAGUGAGAACUUUGACAGUACAGGAGACCAGCAGCAGGAGUACUCAGACUUCCAGUAUAGACGGAGGCACAGGCAGCGGAGGAGAGGGGACCUACUCAGCUUACAUAGUCUCCGCAGCAACACCCCUGAACCCGGCGACCCCAAUGCCAGCACUUUAGAUCCUCAAGAAGGAAGUGGAUCAAGGAGAUAUGAUGUGACCACGGCUCUCGGCUCAUUGGAUGAAGAUGACCCAAACAUCCUUCUGGCUAUCCAGCUGUCCCUGCAGGAGUCUGGGCUGGCCUUGGACUCAGAGCCCCAGGAUGUGCUCAGCUCUGACGCCUGUUUGGGGGCCAUCGGUUCCUCACUGCCUUCCAGACUAGAGCCUGUCCCUCACACUGUGGAGCUUCCCCGCGCUUCGCUCAGCAGCUCAGAGCUGUUGGAGCUGGGGGACAGCCUAAUGAGGCUGGGCAACAUCAGCAGCCAGUACAUGCCUGCCAACCUGCACUCCUACACUGAUGGCCCAGGUCUGGACCCCACUGCAAAUGCUAACCUGCUUGGCAACAUCAUGGCCUGGUUCCAUGACAUGAAUCCCCAGAAUAUUGCAUUGAUCCCCUCAGCCAAUGCAGACGCUAGUCCUGAUCCGCCUGCUUCUGACGAGGCACUGAAACUGCCCCCCCAACCACAGGAGGGGGAUAGUGGGGUAGAAAAACCUGAACAGAGUCUUCACUUUCUAGUUAAGGAAAAUGAGGACCUGGAGAGGCCGAGCCUUUUGGAGCUGGAGUGUGUGGACAGUUCAGACUUGCCCAAGACAGAUGCAGACUUGGAAGAGUUGCACUACAGUGUAGACCUUGGUAGCACUGCUCCUCACGAGAGUGACUGUGACUCCCAUCCACAGCCCACUGAGCUCUCCUCAGAAUGGGAGGAACAAGAGCAUCUGGUCUGAGGAAAGAGGCUAAUGCAGCUCCUUAACCUGAGUGCUCUUAAUGUGGCCAAACACUAUAUAUAGGAUCAAUUAUUGUGAUGGAUACAGGAAAGGAAGUGUUCGUGCCAUGUGGUUAAACAGCAUGUCUGUGGACUCUGUGGAGGCUGAUUAAAGGAAUACUCCAGUGUUUUUCGACCUACUCUCUAUUGGGUUAAAUCUCUUUGCUUCAGCACCUGCCCAUUGAUGUAAUAAGUCAGUUAUUCAAGUAAACAGAUUUUCUGUCCUUUGAUUAAGUGCAGGGAAACAUGUCAAAAUUGCUGUCCAUGGUAAGUGACAGAUGUGGCAGAGACUAGGUUGAAAAACACUUCCUUUUUCCUUUAUAUAAUACAGGUAAAGGAAAACAUUUGAGAUAAAAUAAGAAAGAAUGAGGAGAACGCUGCAGAUGCUGAAGGUCUAAGUCUUAUGAGAAAAAAAAACCCUGUUCAGGGUUGCUGUUUAAACUUUAGUGGUACCAGAAAAAUAAGAUACUUUUCUAAAAGCAAAUCCUUUAAAGGCUAUAACGAAAGGAAAGUGAAUGAUGCUUCUGCUCUUUUAUUUAUGUAUUUAUUUUUCAAAAGGAGAAAAAAAUGAGCUCAUGCAUAAAUGUGAAAGACUUUAAUUGAAAUAAGUUUCUGAUGUCUUUAAAAUUUAAGAUGCAGUUUGCACAAUCAAGUCCUGCAUUGAUCUCAGUAAUCAUUACUGAGAUCAUAAUACAUUCUCACACCAUAAUUCUUGUUUGCUUCAAGCAUUUACUUCAGCACACAGACCUAUUGCAUUUUCUUUAAAGACAGUUUUGCCUCAAAUGAUCUAAACCCACAUUCUGAACAGUGCCUCAGAGGCAUUCCGGUGAUUACAUUGUGCCUACUUUUGCUAAGAACUAAGUAUAUAUCCUAGGUCAUCCAUCCCAAAAGGGUUGACUGCUAAACAUUAUUAAACAUUUAUUACUGUACUGUACAGUACUAGAAAUUGCAUAAUGUAAAGUUGAAGUCCUUUCUAAACUUGCCACAAGAGGCCACUAGAGCUCAACGAGAAGGGCUGGCCAGGGCUUAAGAGACUAAAGCAGAAGAAAGCUUGCUUUUUUUUCUAUACAUGCUUUUUCAGUUGUAUAUUUGUAUGCAAACAUUUGGGCACCCCAGGUGAAAUUACAUGUUUUGUAAUUUGUAGUGAAAAUAAGUACACAUCUCUACUCUUCAAGGAACACACUUCUGCACAUUUAAUAAACAAUUACUAUUUGCUGAAAGUAUUUGAGAAAAAAAGAACACAAAAUAUUUUUAGAUUUUAUGUUUAAUUUUUUUCCAGUUUGUUAAACUCAAUUCUAGCAAAUAGAAAUUGUUUACUAUAAUUUGCAGAGAAAAAUGUUUCCUGUAACACAUUUUCACUUAGAAAAUAAACAAGACAAUCAAAAAAAUUUCAUUUGACUGACGGUGUUCAAACUUUUUGCAUACCUCUGUAUCAUUCAGUGUGCCUUUUUAUGUCCUUCACCUACAAAUUUGUGUUGCCACAUUUAUGUUUUAUUUAUAGUUUCUGUCACCUCUCAUUGUAAGGAAUGCAUUCAGUUAAUGAAAUGUAAAGAGACUGCAUUUUUUGUCAGACCAGACUUUUACAAUCAAAGCAUUUUUCAGAAACAUUUUGUAUCUUCAUGGACCUACCUGAUGUUAAGUCAUUGCUUGGAUUUCUUAUACACUAAAUUGUCUCCUGUGUAGAUGGAUUGCAUACUCUAAAAUACAAAGUUAGAGGUUGGCAAAUGAGAGCUUUGUUUUUAUGACUAAAGUGUCAUACAGUGCCAUCUACAUAUAUUGGCAGCUGUGGUAAACUUGAGCAAACAGGGCUGUAAAAAUUCUGUAUCUUUUUGUUCUUAUUAUCUUAUCUUUUGUUCAAAAUAUUAACAAAAAUAUAGCCUUUAUUUAAAGUACAGUUAUUUAAAGAAAAAUCUUAAAUCUUGCCAUGAAACAAAUAUUUUUCUUGAAUCUGUAUGUGCCACAAUUAUGCAGCCUCACUUUGCAAAGAUAACAGCUGUGAAUCUGUAAUGUCUAAUAAGACUGAAGAACACAUGGCAAGUGAUCUAAAACCAUUCCUCCAUACAGGAUCUCAGAUACCUCCAAGCCCACUUUAGGCUUCUUUGCUUUCUGGUUGUUCUUAAUGUCCAUGAUACCAUGUCUCUAAACAAGUUGGCCAGUGCCAUUGGAAGAAAAAUAGCCCCACAGCAUUACAGAUCCACCACCACCAUACUACACAGUAGGGAUGGGGUACUUUUCUACAUGGCUAUUUUGCAUCUACACCAGACUCACCUCUACUGUUUCUUGCCAAAACCCUGUUUUGGUCUCAUCUGAUCAUAGACCAUGGUCCCACUGAAAGUUCCAGUAUUGUCUGGCAAACUUGCUUUGAAUUUUUUGGUCCUUGACACCAGAGGCUUCCUUCUGGCAACCUUCCCACACAACCUAACCAAUCUAACUCUGAGACCUAACCAAUAUCUGCAGAUCCCCAGCUGUGAUCCUUGGAGAUUCUUUGGCCACUCAAACCAUCCUGUUAAUUAUUGCUCUGAUACUGGAAAUUGGUAUUUUCAUGUUUAGCUACAUUCUUGUAGCCCUUUCCUGAUUUGUGUAGUUCAACAACCUUUUGUCACAAAUUAUUCCUGUAUUCUUUGGUCUUUCUCAUAGUGAUGGAUGUCUAAGGGAGUUUGGCCUGUGUACUGUCAAAUAUUUAUACUGUGGUGUAGCAGGAAGUCACAGCUGACCAUUUGAAUGUUCUAAACACUCAGGUGAACUUCAGAACAUGAAUUAACAAUGGGAAUAUACUUCAAUGAGAUUUCACUCAUAAGAGCUUCUAGGAGUGGCAACAAUUGUGGUACACAUAGAUUUGAGAAAAAUAUUUAUUCCAGAGAAGAUUUUUUUUUCAAUUAUUUCAAAUAUUCAGAUAAAGAUAAACAUUUUGUUAAUAUUUUGAAUCACAAAUGAAAAGGAUAAGCUACAAAUAAUGUUUGUAUAGCAUGUUAUGAUUACCAGGAGUGCUAAUGUUUGUAGAGGCCCUGUAUAUAAAUACCAGGGUUUUUUUUAAAACCAGGAUUAAUUUUAGUGCUAUCAGAUCAGACAUUUUCAUUUGUUGUAAUGAUUCCCAAAACCUAAAUCAGGUUUAAACUCCAUGUUGAUUGGACAUAGUCUGUUCAGAACAACCUGCAGUUUUGAAAGUUAAGAAACUAAAAGCAAACAGAUUUUAUGAAAUGUCUUGCGUAAAUCAGUGUGUGGCCUAUAUGACGGGUAUCAUUUCAGGUUGUAGAUCUGGUAGUUCCUGUGCUUUGUUUUAAGUUAUGAGUGACAGACCCUGUGUCCUAAAGAGAAUGUCAUGAUGGUACAUUGAUGAUGACCCAACUAUUUGUUUGCGUUUUUCUGCGCUUUAACUGUUAAACUCCAACCUUCUUCCUCAAAAACAUUUUUUUUCACUUUUCCAGUUUAUUAAAUUAUUUUUUGGGACUUAUGUGCUUCUAAACUAAGAUACAGCCCAAAAUAACUUUAUAUUGGCUUCCAGGAGGGCGAGGGGACUGCAGUUGCUGAUUCAAAAAGGGUCUCCUGUAUGGUUUUGAAAACCACAUGCAUGAAAAUCUCAUAUUAGGUUAUUAUGAAUUAUAAAAACAUAUUUGAAGACAUUACGAAACAUUCAUAAUAACAAAACUCUUUGCUAAGCUUGAUGUACUAACUUCAAUUGCCUGUGUUCCUCUGUCUGAGCAGGAAGAAAGGGGGAGGUAAUGAUAUACAUAAACACAUCUGUAACAACCAUAAGACAUGUAACAUUCAGAAGAACGUAUAACAAAAGGUUAUAUCUUGCGUGUGUUUUUGUUUGUUAUAUGGUCUUAAUAGUGGUUGGGAGUAAUAGCACAACUGCUGUAAAAUGCUGUGUUGCUGCAAUAGUGAUAUAUCCCAACAGUAUUUCAGAUAUAUGAAGGCUAUUUUGCUGUGUGGUUCUAUGCCCUGUCUGCAGUGUAUCUUACUUUUGAAGCACCCAUUUUAAGUAAAUAUUCAAACAUCAACUUAAAAAAUAAAUAUUGUAAAACCUGAAAACUAGGAGGGGAAUUAUGAUAAACAGGCUACUAUUCCUUUAAUGGUAUAAGACCGUUUUAAUUUCUUUUUAAAUGAAAAGAUGAGGUAACCAUUAAUUUUGAACUAUCAUUUGCACUUUCAGAGACUGUACCAGUAAUUGAAAGCUUCAGUAAAGGUUUACUCAGAUUAAAAGA